Messenger RNA from Xiphophorus maculatus (southern platyfish), 7077 nucleotides. It is a transcript of the gene ubp1, whose product is annotated as upstream binding protein 1. Lineage: Eukaryota; Metazoa; Chordata; Actinopteri; Cyprinodontiformes; Poeciliidae. The record is from RefSeq and is a predicted model, not a curated record. The transcript is spliced from 16 exons. Gene Ontology annotation, biological process: regulation of transcription by RNA polymerase II. Gene Ontology annotation, cellular component: nucleus. The coding region runs from base 2349 to 3989 and encodes 546 amino acids. Gene Ontology annotation, molecular function: DNA-binding transcription activator activity, RNA polymerase II-specific; RNA polymerase II cis-regulatory region sequence-specific DNA binding.
AACCAGUUAUGAGAAAAAUGACUAUUUCUUUGCCUGUUUUGUAAAAUGUAAGACAUAUACUUAAUUUUAAACUGUUUUUUUUUUCAUACAAAUAUUUUUUUUCUCAAAAUUAUUCCCAACAACCAAAGUCCACAACAGAGAUCUGCACUUAAUGAAAAAAAAUCAUAAGGUGGGAAAGCCUUAUUUAAAAAAAAAACUUAAUAAAAGAUCAAAUUAAAGUUAAAUCACAUUUUCCCGCUUUUGAUACACAAUGGUAAACUGGAUGUUGGACUGUUAUAUAUUUAAUAGCCAUUAGCAAUUAGUUUGCAAAAAUAUGAAAAGAAAAGAACAAAAAGGAGGAGAGAAGUUUCUUUUUGAAUAGUAUUGUUAAUUUAUUAUGUGACUGCUCAAAUACAUAUUAUUGAAUUAAAGAUUUCAAUAUUAUGUCAGGAAUGGACCUAGACUUUCUCAAAUGAAUCACUUUGAUUGUGAACAGAAUAACCAGCGAGGUUCAUGUGAUUAUAGUUGAUGGAGAACAAUAACCUGGCUUUAAUUUACUCCUGUGUAGAAAACAAAGAGAGCAGCAAAUCCUGCUGAAAGCUGUGCAAGGCAGAAGGAAAUGUGGACAACAUGCAGCCGUUAAAUAUGAAGUAGCCUUGUCCAGGUAUCAUGUAAAAGAUAACAUUUAAUCCUCCUGCAAUAUGGCUAUUUGAGUAGGUGGUACUGAAUUUCAGGUAUGCAUCUGGUUCGUUCUCUGGGCUGUAUAUUUAGGAGCCGCUGAAGAGAGCACCAGACUCGGGUCUGACCCGUAAAUCUGCUGGACUCCCAGGGAGCUGCUUCCAAACGGCCAAGUCAGUGAACGCAUCCCUCAAAUCAAUCAUUAUGACUCUCAAAAGUAUUCCCACCCAUUAUGUCUUUCACAUUUUGUCAUUAAAACCAGCGACUUUCUAAUUUCUCAUGUGUUGCUUUGUUUUAAUGAUGCUGUUGGUGAACUAAUGUUCUUCAAAUCUGUGUAGUAAUUGUCCUCAGAAGGAAAUAACACUCCUUUCACUCCACAAUUAUGCACAGCUUUGUGCAUCAUAAAAUUCCAGUAAAAUACAUUCAAGCUUGUGGUUGCAUAAGAAGUAAAAAAGUUUGAAAAUGAAAACAUUUCUAAGACACUGACUGCACCAAUGAGCUUAACCCACAACUUUACUGGUUUAUAAUUUAACUACAAAUUAACUAAGAUAGUAUUUCCACCUUUAUGUACUUGUUGAUUUUUUUUAAUGUAAUCAAAAUUAUUUGAUGCAUUUAUUUUAUUAAAAAUACAGAAAUAGACAUAAAAUGCAGUCCACAUAUCCCAGCUUUUUUUUAUGAAUCAAACAGCCUCUUAUUCUUUCUUACUAAAGAUGUGCUGCAUCAGCAAAAGCUUUACUUUUCCAUUUUUGAACAUUUACUUUAUAAAGUCUGUUUAUUUAUUGUUAAAGAAACUUUGCUUUAUCCCUAAUUUUAGGUUUCAGUACAAAAAAAGCAUCAGAUAUCUACAAGAAAAAAAUGCCUUUGUUGCCUUGUUUACAGUGUGUUUUUACGCUUUGAUAAUUGAUAGAUUAAGAAAUAUUUAAAAUAAGUUAAGAUGUAUAAGUAUUUCAGAAACAUUUUUGUAAAACCAUUUAAUAUUUAGAUUAACACAACUUUAAGGCCUAUCAGUUUCAUUUUUUAUGUUCUCUUGUACUAUUUUCCAUUAUGUAACGAUUUAAAUGUCACUAUUUGGCACCUUGCAUAGAACCUAACACCUGAUUGGUAAAUCAGCACAGCAGUUUAUUUCCAGACCAAUCACCUUAUUUAUAGCUCAGUUAGUUAGCGCUCUUACUUAUAUUACCUAAUAAAUAAUUUCCGACGCUUUUAACAUAUGAUUUUACACCUUCAAUUAAUUAUGUAUUUCUACUAAUUAAAAUAUUGAUUCAUUUGUGUUCAAUUAUCACUUGUUUAUUGAAUUGAAGGAUUUGGGUUCUCGAUAUAAAUCACUUCUGCUGGAUCUCCUAAGAAGAGACGCUAAUUAAGGGGUGAGGCGGGUCGGGCCCCUCGGUCCAAAAUAGCGCCUACAGCCUGCUUGGAAAAAAAAAAAAACCUUUACACCCCGCAACACUUGCGACACAGUCAGGCUCCGGCUGAUAAUCACUAACCAGGCGGAGCGGAGAAAAGCAAACAGAGAUAAACACUAGAAGUCUGUGGCAGAGACGUCGUGUUUUCCCCCCCACUUCUCCUCUUACUGACAUGAAAAUGAAGCGCUUCGGUUUCGUUUGGAUCUUCGUGGUGCCGAGGGCUGAAUCGCGUUGAUUUACUGCAGAACUGAAUCGCACCGGGGCGACAGCAGCUGUUGGGACGCACAAAUGUUGUUCUGGCAGUCCUACACCGAAAACUUCCGGGCUCCGGUGCAGAGACAUGGAGACAGCAGCAGCUACGCACGCGAUGUGCUGGCUCUGCCCAUCUUUAAGCAGGAGGACUCCAACCUUCCACCUGAAAGCAAGACCAAAAAUCCCCCAUUCCAGUAUGUGCUGUGCGCCGCCACCUCGCCUGCUGUCAAGCUGCACGACGAGACACUCACAUACCUAAACCAAGGCCAAUCUUAUGAGAUCCGCAUGUUGGACAACAGGAAAGCAGGGGAGUUGCCAGAGCUCAACAACAAGAUGGUGAAGAGCACAGUACGGGUAGUGUUUCAUGACCGGCGGCUGCAGUACACGGAGCACCAGCAGCUGGAGGGCUGGAAGUGGAAUCGUCCUGGGGACCGUCUUCUUGACAUCGAUAUUCCCAUGUCAGUGGGCAUUGUUGAGCCCAAGACUCACCCCUCCCAGCUCAAUGCUGCAGAGUUUCUGUGGGACAUGAACAAAAGAACGUCUGUUUUCGUUCAGGUGCACUGCAUCAGCACGGAGUUCACUCCCAGGAAGCAUGGCGGCGAGAAGGGCGUCCCGUUUAGGAUCCAGAUCGACACGUUUACCCAGGGAGACGGUGGAGAGUACACAGAGCACCUCCACUCUGCUUCCUGUCAGAUUAAAGUUUUUAAGCCAAAGGGGGCGGACCGUAAGCAGAAGACUGACAGGGAGAAGAUGGAGAAGCGCACCCCUCAGGAGAAGGAGAAGUACCAACCCUCCUAUGAUACCACUAUCCUAUCAGAGACGAGGCUUGAACCCAUCAUAGAAGAUUCGGGUGACCAUGAGCUGAAAAAGUCCAGCAAGCGGACACUUCCCGCUGAUUGUGGCGACUCCUUGGCCAAGAGAGGCAGUUGCUCCCCGUGGCCAGACGCCGCCUACACCAGCACCAGCCAGGCAGCUACCCCCUCCUUCACCUCCACCCCACUUUCCACCUACACAACCUCUUCUGUGCUGGACAGUGACUCGUCCUCACCCAAUCACCAAGCAGAUACUGGUGGCCAAGUCAACUCAGAGAAAGUUGAACUCAAUGUUGUCGCGACUGAAGUCGUUGUCUCGUCUGUGCAGCAGCUGAGCCCUGCUGCCUCCAUACAGGAUGCUCAGAAGUGGCUGUUGAAGAACCGCUUCAGUUCCUACACUAGACUCUUCUCUCAUUUCUCAGGUUCUGAUUUAUUGAAGUUAACCCGGGACGACCUGGUCCAGAUUUGUGGGCCGGCAGAUGGGAUCAGACUCUUCAAUGCUCUCAAAUCCAGGUCAGUGCGUCCCAGAAUGACGGUGUAUGUCUGUCAGGAGUCUCCACAAGGGAGCCCCCUGCUGGAGAGACACUGCACAAUAGAAAAUGGAGAACACCGGAGCUCUGCUAGUUUACAUGUAUACCAUGCUCUGUACUUAGAGGAGCUCACAGCUGCAGAACUCAUCCGUAAGAUUGCAUCCGUGUGCGACAUUCCUUUGGGAAGGAUCCACCAGGUGUACAGGCAGGGUCCGACAGGCAUACACAUCCUACUAAGCGACCAGAUGGUUUACAACUUGUCUGACGAGAGCUGUUUUUUGAUCAGCACUGUCAAAGAUGAGUUGGGCGAAGGACUUCAUCUAAUCUUGAAGUAGUGAGGAGCACAGAUGGCGUCACUAAUACUCCACCCUCUGCUUUGGAGCAGAAGCCUCCUUCUGUCGCUCUGCAUCCUCCCCGUCUCUGUUUAGCGAUCGCUCGAUGGAAAGCAGAGUGACUGCGCCGAAGCCAUGUAAAUGUUAGAAUCUGACAUGGGUGUGUCCACUGUUUCAUAUUGAAAACAUUAUUAAGAUGAAGGAGAUCGGUUAGAAGAAGAGAUCGGGGAGGAUUUGGGAUCAGGGGGUAGUUGACAUUGUUCAAUGUAUUUUGAUUUAAUUUUAAUUGUUUUUUUUGUCUUUUUUUUUAUGGUUUCUGUGUGGAGGUUGGAGGCUCCAAGUUAGAGGGGUGGAUGGUGCUCUGGCAUGCAAGAGACAGGAAGAAAAAGUCACCUUAUUGCUUGUUGCCCUUCCUAAAACAACCAGCGUUAGGCCAGUAUUUGAUGAAACUGUACUGCUGAACAGCAUGCAAUCCAUACCAAGUUGCUUGAACAACAAACUCUGCUUACUCUGCUUACUUAACAUUCUUUGACGGGGAUGUCUUAAUUAACUUUCUCUAAUUGGCUGAGCAAAUAUUCAGGGUAAAUGAGUGGAAAUGCUCUCAUUUUUGGCUUUUUUUGUUGUUUUUUUGCUAUUUUAAAAUGACAUUAUCAGUCCUUAUCACAUUGUCUCACUAUGUGAUUUAAACUUACAGCCAUAUCUCUGUCGACAUUGCGUCUCGCUCAGCUAACGUGUGUCCAGUAUGGCCUGCGCUUUUACUGGGUUUUUUUUAGUUGAUGCCUAAUUAUGAGUCGGCUCUUUCUGUUGCUCUUAAUGAAUUUACUCUCUUUCUGGUGCCAUAACAGCUCAUUAGCUUGGCUUUUUUUGUGUUUUUUUUUAAUUCAAGUAUAUACACGGCGUACAUACGCAUCAUUAUUUGACUUCUCUGCUUUAUUAAAACACUGGUUUACAGAAUUAUGGCGAGAGGACUUUGGAAAUUAGUUGAUAAAACCCCUCGACGAUGCUAUCCAGUGGAGCAUUAGUGCCUAUUUAAACGAAACAUACUUUAUAGUGGACCAAACGGGAAACUGACUGACUGGUGUGAUCUGAGAGGGAAUAAACCGCAGUGGGUCUUGAAUUUGUGCAAAUUUAAAGCACUAAAGCUGGUUUAAAAGUUGGGGGAGGGGGACUAAAUACUGCAAAUUUUGUACCGGGUGCCGAAGCCUUGAUUCCAGAUCCAUUUUUACUGUAAACAUUAUGCAGCAGGUGAGGCAUACGGUGGCAUCUCAAUAAAUUAGAAAUCACCAAAUUGUUUUAAGUAACUUAAUUGAAAAAGUGAAGCUCAACUAGAUCAUUACACACGGAGUGAUUUGUUUCAAGUUUGUUCGUUUUGAUGAUCCGUGAAAACCAAAAAUGUUGUUUUUCCAAAAACUGGCUUAUUACAUGAGAUCAAAAAAGUUAAUUUUUUUAUUAUCAUUAAGAAAUGUAAAGGCCUUUAGAAUCAGGUUGUAGAAGGUGCUAGUUUGAUGGUUAUGCAGCAGAAAGUUAUCAACCUCAAGGAGUCUGUACAAAGGGCUGUAUCCAGGCAUAUUAAUGGAAAGUUUAGUGGAAGGAGGAAAAAAGGUUGUGGUGGGGUUAAGGUCAGGUGAGUUUGCCCCAAAUGAUCAGACUGCAAACUUCCCAAAGAACCUCAAGCAGCUUAGUUUAUGUGCCUCUCCACUCUUCCUUAAGAUCCCUUAGGAUCAUUUUGGGACCUUUUUUUAAAAUUAAAUGCUAAAUUUAGUUUUCAAUAUGGAUGGAGGACAUUGGACCAUUGAGCAACACUCCUGUUUCUGCCAUUGUCUCUAGCUUUCGAGUGGUUUAACACGAGGAAUUGGACCAUUGUGCUUCAUAUCCUGAGUAUAUCUGUGUGGUGAUUCUAUGAGCCUGUACCAUAUUUUUUCCUUCCACCCAACUUUCCAUUAAUACAGUUGGAUACAGCAGUCUGUGAACAGCCAGCUUCUUUACCAAUGACCUGAUGAGGGUCUCAAAUAAAUGGUUGCGUGGACCAUAAAAUGGCCAUAACAUUACACUUCUGCAUUAAAGUUUUGUUUUUUUUUAUUUACUUGGUCUUUUAUUGUAUUAUAAUGUUGAGGAUUUGAAUUCUCUGGUUUCGUUAGCCCAUCAAAAUUAACAGCAAUAAAUGCUUUAAAGACCUCCCUCUGUUUAAUUUAUGUGUUUCACUUUUUGAAUUUAAUUAAUAACCAAUGAGGUUUUCCAUGGUAUUCUAAAUAAUUGGGAUGCUCCUGUAUGCAGUGGUAAUGCACCAAAACGCCACAUCAUUCUUGGAAACUUUGUGUCGUAGCCUAGCGCAGAACGUACAGGUCGCGUUCUGAGUGGCCUUAUCAAAGAGCGACAGGAAACCUCACGACGCUUGAGGCCUCUGCUUUGGUUCAAGUUGUUCCGUUUUGGCAUUUUUGAAGAGGUUUACAUUGUCAAGGUGUCAGAAUUUGUGUGCAUGUGUAUCAUCUUGUUUAUGUCAAACGUUUGUUUGUUUGGUUGUUUUUUUUUUUUUCUUCUGCUGGUAAAAGAAGUCGUGUUUAGCUUGCUACUUAGUAAAGAGCAUGUGGAUAUUUGGGAGACAGAUAAAUUUGUCAGUGAGUGUAUCCCCCGAACUUUUCUCCCCCGUUACUUUUUCCAUACGUUAGAGACCAAGCCUGCACUGAAGAAAUUCACAAACUUCUAGCUCGAUGUGUAGUCAUUAGUCCUACACCCCCAACAUCCUUUUCUUACUAGAUCAGAAGGAGUUCGACAAAUAAAACUCUCAAGGCUAUGAAAGCAGCUGUUUGUGUCUCGACAUGCACCAGAGCCAGGACUGUAGCUCUUGAGGCGUUUGCGCGGAUGCGAGUGCUACAACAGAGAAACCUGUGUUCAUCAACUCUAGCGUUUAUAAGAAUAGAGUGGAUGUAAAAAUAAAAAACGAAAAAAGUUUAAGUCUGCUAAAGGCCUAUCUGUGUGAGCACGAGCCGGAAAGAGGUGACCACUGUUAACCUGAUGCUUCUCAUGUGCACAGUAUCAUAUGCUGGAGAUGUACACAACCACAUGUGCUGGGAAUAAAUAAUUUCAUAACUUU